UCCACGUUACAGAUCUAGCGAUUCAUUUUCAUCUUGUGUGAAACAGCGGCAUGACGACCCCUCUUCUUGGCUCAUGCCACUGCGGCGCUACUAAAUAUGUGGUCUGGCUCACGCUUCCCAAUACAUUUGAUGAAUCCAACCCACCAUCCGCAAACGACCAGCGCUUCUCGCGUUGCAACUGUACUACUUGUCACAAAACAGGCGCCUUUCAUAUCCGACCUGCCAAUGUCAAGACAGACUUUCUCCUGCUCGCCCCUGCGGAUCCGUACCUUGACCUAGGCGACUACCUCACCAGCGACAGGGAAAUUCACUUUUUCUUUUGCAAAACUUGCGGUGUGAGAUGUUUUUCAUUUUGUGGCAAGUCAGAAACGACGGAGCUUGAUCUGUGUGAGCUCAAGGUGCCAGGAUAUGACGUUCCCAACUUCCUGACCAAAGUCUGGAAGAGUACGGGUGAGAGUUACAACCCGGUAUUUGGAGCAUACGUAUCUGUAAAUGCGUAUACCAUCAAUACAGAUCAACCCGAAUUUGACAUGAGAGUGUUGACAGAGAAGAAGCAAGUUCGGUAUAUAGACAUGCUACCUGAACCCGAGAAGGAUGGGAAGCCCAUCCGGUGGGAUCGUCCUCACGCAGGAGGCUCGUAUUGAUUGCAUUUAAUCAAAUUUUGAAAGUUUGAAGUCAUAAUUGUAUUUGAAUCCUAUUCGCCAUGUGACUAUUACGUAUUUUGCAAUUUUUC
[Torrubiella] hemipterigena is the source of this 733-nucleotide messenger RNA. Lineage: Eukaryota; Fungi; Ascomycota; Sordariomycetes; Hypocreales; Clavicipitaceae. The record is from the annotation of a GenBank genome assembly.